Parnassius apollo (apollo) is the source of this 390-nucleotide messenger RNA. NCBI's taxonomy places the organism in Eukaryota, Metazoa, Arthropoda, Insecta, Lepidoptera, Papilionidae. The record is from the annotation of a GenBank genome assembly.
AUGCAUCGACUUUUUGCUGAGCUGGAGCCAUCUGUAACCGUCACCAAGCAUAACCUGGCAGACCGAGUUCGGUAUAUCUUGCGCUCAAAUACUCGUAUAUUUGAUGGCACCGAACUCGAACGGCUACGACGUGAGGCUGUUCCCUCAUCGAGUGUAAGUACUACGGCUGAGGUUGCGGUGCCACAAGUUGCAGAACAACUCGCACACGUGGAUGCUGCCGUAAAUACCCCAGUGGUGGCUGAUUCAAAUGAUGAUGGAAUAGUCGCCCAGGAACUAGAAAUAGAGCAAAUGAGGAUUACAUUGGCAGAGGCGAUUGUGGAAACGCGCAGUAUGCCUCUCAAAAAUCGACCGCGACUUCCCUGCAUAGCUCUAAGCAAGCGGAAUCGGUAA